This is a messenger RNA of Chenopodium quinoa (quinoa), 2864 nucleotides long. RefSeq names its product protein TOC75-3, chloroplastic-like. Gene Ontology annotation, biological process: protein import into chloroplast stroma; chloroplast organization. Lineage: Eukaryota; Viridiplantae; Streptophyta; Magnoliopsida; Caryophyllales; Amaranthaceae. The coding region runs from base 124 to 2559 and encodes 811 amino acids. Gene Ontology annotation, molecular function: protein-transporting ATPase activity. The record is from RefSeq and is a predicted model, not a curated record. Gene Ontology annotation, cellular component: chloroplast outer membrane. The transcript has 8 exons.
CACCGAACCCAACACAAGUUUCCUCUUCCCCUUAAACCCUUUUUCUUAUAAAACAAAAUCCUCACUUCUUCUCUCUCAUUUCUCCUUCUUCCUUCUCUCGCCUCUCCUUAUCCCCAUUCCGCAAUGGCGUCCAUCACUCUCCCCGGCGCCAUCCGCAUCUCCCCCCACCCUUCCUCCGCCGCAAACUCCGCCUCCUCUCGCCGCCCCAAAACCCACCUCCCUUCUUCCUUCCCCAAAUCCAACCCCAUCAAAUCUUCUCUCUCCUCCCACAACAACCCCACCUCCAACAACACCACCAACAACAACCCUUCUUCUUCUUCCAAUUCUACCCCCCUUCAAUCCCUCCUCUCUCACCCCAUUAUCUCCAAAACCCUCAUCAUCUCCAUUCCCACCGGCAUCCUCCUCUUCGCUCUCGGCGGCGGCAGUGGCGGAGGUAACAAUUUUUUCAAUGGCGGAGGUGGGGGAGGUGGAGGCGGAGAUGGGUUUUGGUGGUCAAAAUUCUUCUCUCCCCCUGCUUUCGCCAAAGACGAGGAGACCGAGGGUUGGGAUUCUCAUGGUCUUCCUGCUAACAUUGUUGUUCAGCUUAAUAAGCUAAGUGGGUUUAAGAAGUACAAGGUUUCUGAUAUUCUCUUCUUCGAUCAACGACGUCGGUCUACUGUUGGUACUGAGGAUUCUUUCUUUGAGAUGGUUUCUCUUAGACCUAAUGGUGUUUAUACAAAGGCCCAGCUUCAGAAAGAGCUUGAAACCCUAGCUACUUGUGGAAUGUUUGAGAGGGUUGAUUUGGAGGGGAAAACUAAUCCUGAUGGUUCUAUUAAGGUUACUAUAUCUUUUCUUGAAAGUACCUGGCAAUCUGCUGAGAAAUUCAGGUGCAUUAAUGUGGGGUUGAUGCCCCAAACAAAGCCGGUGGAGAUGGAUCCUGAUAUGACGGAUAAGGAGAAGCUUGAUUUCUUUAUAAGCCAGGAGAAGGAUUAUAGGAGGAGGAUUGACCGGGCUCGGCCAUGCUUGUUGCCCACCCCAAUUUACCGGGAUGUGAUGAAGAUGUUGAGUGAUCAGGGGAAGGUGACUGCAAGGUCACUGCAGAAGAUUAGAGAUACGGUUCAGAAAUGGUACCAUGAUGAGGGGUAUGCUUGUGCUCAAGUGGUGAAUUUUGGGAAUUUGAAUACAAAGGAAGUUGUUUGUGAGGUGGUUGAAGGGGAUAUUACGCAGUUGCUAAUUCAGUUCCAGGAUAAACUUGGAAAUGUAGUUGAAGGGAAUACUCAAUUUCCCGUUGUUUGGAGGGAAUUGCCUAAGCAGCUUAGAGUAGGUCAUGUCUUUAACAUAGAAGCAGGAAAGCAAGCUUUGAGAAACAUAAACUCUCUGGGUUUAUUUUCUAACAUUGAAGUGAAUCCACGUCCUGACGAAAAAUCUGAAGGAGGAAUAAUUGUUGAGAUUAAGCUUAAAGAACUUGACCAGAAGUCCGCUGAAGUGAGUACUGAGUGGAGUAUUGUUCCUGGACGUCAAGGGCAUCCAACACUGGCUUCUAUCCAGCCAGGCGGCACUGUCUCCUUUGAACACCGAAACAUCAAAGGUCUCAAUAGAUCAUUCCUUGGCUCAGUGACCACCAGUAACUUCUUCAACCCGCAGGAUGAUCUUGCUUUCAAGUUCGAAUAUGUGCAUCCAUAUAUCGAUGGUGUAUAUAGUCCUAAAAACCGCACUUUCCGAACAAGCUGCUUCAAUAGUAGAAAGCUGAGUCCUGUGUUUACCGGAGGCCCAGGACUGGAUGAAGUUCCUCCUAUCUGGGUUGAUAGGUCUGGUGUGAAAGCUAAUAUUACUGAGAAUCUUACCCGGCAGAGCAAGCUUACUUAUGGGCUUGUGGUUGAAGAGAUAACAACACGAGAUGAAAGCAGCCAUAUUGCCAUUGCAGGUCAAAGGGUGUUGCCCAAUGGUGGAAUUAGUGCUGAUGGACCCCCAACAACUUUAAGUGAUACUGGUAUUGACCGAGUGGCAUUCUUACAAGCAAAUAUUACACGAGAUAACACAAAGUUUGUAAAUGGAGCUAUAGUUGGUGAUAGAAAUGUGUUUCAGGUGGACCAAGGCUUGGGCAUAGGCAGUAAAAACCCACUCUUCAACCGCCAUCAACUAACAUUAACUAGGUUUCUUCAGUUGAAGAACGUAGAAGAAGGUGCUGGGAAACCACCACCGCCUGUACUUGUCCUUCAUGGUCAUUAUGGUGGCUGUGUGGGAGACCUUCCUAGCUAUGAUGCUUUUACCCUUGGAGGACCCUAUUCUGUGAGGGGUUACAACAUGGGAGAACUUGGUGCAGCUAGAAGCAUUCUUGAGCUUGCUGCUGAAUUGCGGAUACCUAUCAAAAACACACAUGCGUAUAUCUUUGCAGAACACGGAAAUGAUCUUGGAACUUCCAAAGACCUCAAGGGCAAUCCUACUGAAGUUUAUAGAAGAAUGGGUCAAGGCUCAUCUUAUGGAGCUGGUGUCAAGCUAGGUCUUGUGCGAGCUGAGUAUGCUGUUGAUCACAAUUCUGGUACUGGAGCAAUAUUCUUCCGGUUCGGGGAAAGAUUUUGAGCUCAGUAUAGUUUUUGUUUCCAAUUGUGCCUUAAUAAAACUUGAGGUUAAUUUAGCUUUUGAUAGAUUUGUGUAGAAUGGAGAGGCCAAAUUAGUUUUUUGAAGGUAAAUGGCGGAUUUCUAGGAAAGAUUGUUUGUUGAUUUCUUGUGGGUAGUAAGUAAAUCAGAAAUAAGAACUGAUGUUUUUUACUGUUCAGUAUUCAAUAUUUCAAUUGAAAGGGUAUUUUUUCUGCGUUGAUGUCAAAAGGAUAAUUUCUAUUAUUAUGGCAUAUAUGAAAUGAACAAGACACUUGUCCUGAUGAACA